Polistes canadensis is the source of this 2616-nucleotide messenger RNA. RefSeq lists its product as uncharacterized. Bases 282 to 944 code for a protein of 220 amino acids. NCBI's taxonomy places the organism in Eukaryota, Metazoa, Arthropoda, Insecta, Hymenoptera, Vespidae. The record is from RefSeq and is a predicted model, not a curated record. The transcript has 7 exons.
GAAAUAAGUGACGCGCAUGUUGUAAAAGGGGUGAGUAAUCGCGCAUGACAGCAGCUGUUCGUUCGUAUUUGCUUUUAUUCAUACGGUACCAUCAAACAUGGUUGAGAAUGAUCUGUUUUAUUUGACGUCCACUAUUCACAACAAUAAACGGGGCGCUGUCUCUCUCGUUGUAACAGUCAAUUUACGGGCGUGUAACGUGUGGAAUUAAAGACUGGCAUUUAAAUAUUCAUUAUAGAUCGGUUAGAUGACGCCGACGGCAAGACGCCGUGAUUUGACAGGUCAUGGGGGCCUGUUUCGGCCGAUGUUUUGCCAAAGUCACCGACUCGUUAUCCUACAGGUUGUAUCGCAGGCAUACCAGCAUGUCCUGCCAAGGAGACGAACAAGUUGAGUUUAUAGAUGGAGAAGAAGAUAGAGAACAACCUAAAGGAUCAAAAACUCUGUUAUCGUUUCUCUCCUUAAAGCAAUUUAAGAAAAAACAUGGAGUUCCUGUGACUUUAGAGUUAUUAGACGAAGGGGGAUGGCAAAGAGGCUCCAACAAAUAUGCUAGAUUGAAUUCUAGAAAUGAUCCUUCUACGAGUUCCGGUUUAGACACGCCGCUACAAAUACUUGAUGUUCGAAACUUAAUGAAGCAACAAACUUGUGUUUCUUCUACACCUGGUUCUUCGUUGGAUCUUGAAUGGGAACACGAAGGAUUGCCACUGCCAGUCAUGGAUAAUGAUAAAAUUAGUACCGAUGGAUCACAAACUUCAAUUAAUAAUAGUCAGCCUUCUAGUUUGACAGCAUCUCCCUGGUCUAGAGUAUCAACACCAAACAGUUUAGAAUGGGAUCCUGUAGAAGCAGAUAUGGUAUGUGUUGAUAUGGAGACUGAACAGCUUUUGACUGAGAUAGAGCGAUUAACGGAUAGGGCUUUAAAAGAAACAGGCGAAUGGACUAAUGAUAGCUGAUAAAAGAUCCAUUUGUAUUUAAGAGGAUUGUUUGUAUUUUUCUAUUAUAUAAAAUAUACAACAUGGGGAUAGAAGAGUUUGGGGGGGGGGGGUAAUUGCAAAGAGAGAAAAGUGUAAAGUAAUAGAUGGCAAAAAGAUGUUCUAUUAUUUUCAUCUUUCUUCAUUGAAAAUAAUAGAAUUUAAAUUGUUUCACAAGUAAUUUGGCUGAAAAGAUUCAAAAGUACCAUGACCAAUGAUACUAAACAGAAAAGAAAAAACAAAAACCAAAAAUAUAAUAAAUACUAUAACUUUAGAAAAAAAAUAAUUAAAUUAUAGACGUAAAAACAAGCUUAUAAAAAUUAAUGUGAUAAACGAAAAAUGAAUCUAUUUGAAUGCCAAUUGUACUUUUAACAGAUAUUUUUAUGGCCUAAUUUUAUUAUUUAGCGUAAGACUUCAGUUUUGUAGUUCGUGCACCUUCAUAUAUUUGAAAUGUUUAUAUAUGAUAACUAAAAUGGAAUUGUUCAAAUAAUUUUUAACAGACAAUAACUUUCUUCCUAUUGAUUAAUCUACAUUUUUGUUCAUUAUAUUUAUUUCAACUAAUAUUUUUUUAUUUAAAAAGAUACAUGCAAAACACAUAUACACACAGUUAGUGUAUACAUUUUGAAUUAUAUAACUUUUGUUCUUAAGAACAUGGAGAGAAAGAACGAAGAAUCACACAAAAUAUUAUUUUAAGCUAAGCAUAUCAUGUAUGUAUGUUGCGAUACAAUAUUUGAGAAAUUGUAAGUUCUAAUAUUUCGAUAAUUACUUACAGAUAAAAUUAUGACGAAAAAAGAAAAAUAAAUAAAAUAAAAAAGGAAUUUUUGCCGAGGCAAAAUUCCUUUUAUUGGCUUGCUUUACAUUAAAGCUUAGAUUAUUUGAAAAAUAAAAUAUAAUGAAUAUAUAUAGAUAUAUAUAUACAUAAACUUUAAUGUAAAGUAAACGUGACAAAAACUGUGGUAUUAUAUAAACUAAAGCUUUUAAAGGAAGGUGCUAAAAUUCUAACACAUAUUUUAUCUAAGAAGUUAUUUUUUGGUAUCAAAAUAAGAUCAUUUAUUUAGUUCUCGAAAAGCUUAGCUGACUAAUCAAAUGUUUUACUUAAACUAGACUGCUUUCGAUAAUAUGCAUUGAUAUUACAUAAUUUUUUGGUGAUUGCAUUUUAUGCACGUAUACAUAUAACUCAUAAUGUAUCACCACGUUAGUGUUGGUAUAUUAAUGUUAACAUAAAAAAGGAAUAUAGAAAAAUAUUCCUUAAAUUGAUAGAUCAUUGACUCCCACAUACUUAUUUUAUAUUAUUAUGUAUGUUGAACACACAAAGAUUCUAAAUAUUUAUAGAGAUAACAAACAUUGAUGUAGAAUGCCUUAAUAUUAUUAUGAUAGCGAAAUCUUCACUUCUUAAGUGUUAACAAAAUUAGCCGAUUUAUCGAUUCGUGUUUAACUUGUAUUUUUUAAAAUUACACGCAGGGUAUUGAAUUUAUAACUGAUUAAAUAUCGUUGCAGUAAAAAACAAAAUUAUGAUACAAUUACAGUAAUGACAAUAGUCCAGUAAAAUGUCAAUGAUUCAUUAGCACGCUUACAGAUUGGAUAAAUUGCAAUAUUUUAAACAUAUUAAUAUAUGUAUUAUAAGCGCUUCAAUACUUUUUUAUAUUACAUUAAG